AUGCAGUCGAUACAGAAACAAAAUACAUCCAGGAAGACUUCAAUAGGCUUAUUGGACACACAUAUCCUCUAUCACGACAAGGCCACUGGGCCCGAUGACAUGCCUGCAGAGCUCAGGAAAAUAUUGGGACGGAAAAACCUUUCUCACGCACCUCUUCAACAAAACUAUCACAGAUGGGAUGCCAGUGACAUGGCAGACAGCUUUCUAGUGCCAUUUAAUAAAAAUAAGGGAGACAUAAGAUUAUGUGGAAACUAUAGAGCCAUCAAAAUAAUAUCCCACACUCUUAAAAUCUGGGAACGAGUAAUUAGCAGAUGGCUCCACUUAAUGACCAAAGUGACUGAAAAACAAGAUCUACAUAAUAUUAUGGUCUUCAUAGAUUUGGAAAAGGCCUUCGACCGCAUCCCCAGAGAUUACAUUUGGCAGUCCCUGCGAGCUCAGAAUGUGCCAGAAUGGCUCGUCCAACUGCCCAUUACUCUUCAACUUAGUGAUGAACCAUAUAACAGCUACAGACCUACCGAAAAAGCCCCCGUGGAACAUCUUGUACAUGACAUAGCUCUUAUUAGUGAAGAUGUGAAGGAGCUACAGACUACACUAGUACAAUGGCACAGUGAUUUGGGAAAUGCUGGCCUGAGAGCUCAGCAUAAACCUCCAGAGCACCCCACUCAAGAGAGUAGAGUUCUAAUAUCUUGGCUCUAUCCUGACGAGCGACGGCACCAUAGAGCUUGA
This is a messenger RNA of Leptidea sinapis, 726 nucleotides long. RefSeq lists its product as uncharacterized. Lineage: Eukaryota; Metazoa; Arthropoda; Insecta; Lepidoptera; Pieridae. The transcript has 2 exons. The record is from RefSeq and is a predicted model, not a curated record. The coding region runs from base 1 to 726 and encodes 241 amino acids.